AUGGCCUUAGCCCAGUCAGACCAAGAACAGCAGAAGGACGCCUCUGUCCCCGAGGUGCCCAAGGAAAACGACCAGUCACUGAGUGUCAAUGCGCCGUCCCAAAAUGACGUGCCCGCUGUUCGCUUCUCCUCGGCGGUCGAGGAGAUUAACCCAGGCCCAACACCGUUAACGAGCCCUCCAGAGGAACCUGCACAGAGUCAGGAACAGGAACCUCAGCCGUCAGCCUCUGUCUCAGCCGAAGAUUUGAAAGAUGUUACACGAUCGCUACAAGCCCUUCCGUUACAGGAACGCCGCAUCAAUACCUAUCACUUCGAACCGUUUUCUUUACCACCCUCAAGAGUUCCAUCAAGAGACGAAGAUUCGCCUGGCCACUCGACGCUUCCUACGCCUUCAUCCGCACAGUUCCCCCAAUCGCCUCAUGGCAGCCCGAGGCUGUCAGCAAUGGCAUCACCGCCGCUCACUCCAGCAGGAUCAGCUCUUUCCCCGGAGAAGGAGAAGAUGAAGCCAUCUCUUCAGGUUGCACCAGUCGACGAUUACCAGUCAAUCACUCCCCAACCCUCAUCAUCAAACGAAAAAUCCCCCUCGCUGGGCCAGCGAGUACCUCUCGCACACCGACCUGCAUCUUCAGACCAGAUCUUUAAGCGAUCUGCCUCCGCCGAGGAAAGGCACCAGGAACUCACGUCACACCGAAGAGGCCUUAUGGGUAGGCCCGCAGGAUCUGUUCCCGUGUCCCGAGAAUCGAGCCCUUCGCGCAUUUCAGCUUCCAACUUUUAUUCGAAACCGAUGACUCCCGGCGGAGAUGCGAAUGAUCCGUAUGCCAAGGGCCGGCGUCCUCCUCAGCAAUCUGGACGACACUCGAUUGACCCGCGCUUCAUUUUCACGAAGAAGAAGAAACAGCAUGGUCCAUCUCCAAGCUCUUCUAAGAUGAGCCUGACGGAAAAGCGAUCGUCUGGUAUUUUUGGAAAGAGUACGAGCGACGACACUGCCAGCGAACGGGGUGUGCCCACCACUCAACACCACGGCCAUGGUCACCACCAGCACGGAGGCCAUGGCUCAAUGGCAGACCUCAAGCGGUUCUUCAAGAAGGGAGGCAGCCAUAAAAAACGGGAGUCCAAACAAGUGGCCACACCAUACUCGUCUACAAACGGCCUAAACACGCCCCCCGGUGCCCGGUCAUCUACACAGCUUCCGUUCGGAGAUGAUCAUGGGCUGUCCUCCAAGUACGGUAAGAUCGGCAAGGUGUUAGGUUCUGGGGCUGGUGGAUCUGUGAGGUUGAUGAAACGUAAGGAUGAUGGUACUGUGUUCGCCGUAAAGGAGUUCCGCGCCAGACAUACCUAUGAGAGCGAGAAGGAGUACAACAAGAAGGUGACGGCGGAGUUCUGUGUGGGGUCAACUCUGCACCAUGGCAAUAUCAUUGAAACUCUGGACAUAUUGCACGAGAAGGGACGGUGGUACGAGGUCAUGGAAUAUGCGCCGUUUGACCUUUUCGCGAUUGUCAUGACGGGGAAGAUGUCACGCGAGGAAAUCACUUGCUGCUUCUUACAGAUCUUGAAUGGUCUCACAUACCUUCAUAGUUUGGGCCUGGCUCAUCGCGAUCUCAAACUGGACAAUGUGGUCGUCAGUGACAAAGGGAUCAUGAAAAUCAUCGACUUUGGUAGCGCACAUGUCUUCAAAUAUCCAUUUGAAACUGACGCGGUUCCAGCCAAAGGUAUUGUUGGCUCUGAUCCAUACCUUGCGCCGGAGGUGUAUGAAUCUAAGGAAUAUGAUGCGCCUCCAGUUGACAUUUGGUCGCUUGCCAUCAUCUUCUGUUGCAUGACUCUCCGGCGCUUCCCAUGGAAGUUGCCCCGAAUGACAGAUAAUUCAUUUAAAUUAUUUGCAUCUGAGCCAACGCCUGAUCACGACCCUGCGGCAUUGGUCUACAAAUCUAAGCGAUCGGCGGAGUUGCUUAUGAUGUCGCCCAAGCCUGGUGACCACGAGAGCCAGCACUACUCUGACCAGCACCACAAUGAUGCUCAUUCGCACCAUCACAAGCGCGGAGAGUCUACUGCAACCAAGGCUCCAGAGCCUGAAAAGAUCGAAAAGACUGAAAACCCGGAAAAGACCGACAAGGCUGAAACGGCGGAGAAUUCUGAAAAGACUGAGAAGAGCGCGAAGCCAGAAAAGACUGAGAAGGCAGAGCCCUCCUCAUCGCAGUCUCAGCAACCGUCGGGUGAGAAGAAGGAGGUCAUCAGAGGCCCAUGGAGAAUUCUGCGCUUGCUCCCUAGAGAAAGCCGGCAUAUUAUUUGGAGAAUGCUCGAAAUGGACCCAAAGAAAAGAGCUACCAUGGAUGAAAUUUUGGCCGAACCCUGGGUCGCAGACACUAUCAUCUGCCAGCAGCUGGACAGCGGAGAGGUUAUCCCUGCUUGCGACCACGAACAUGUGCUGGAGCCGCCCAGCGCCCAGCCACAGCCCAAACCAUAG
This is a messenger RNA of Clonostachys rhizophaga, 2460 nucleotides long. The record is from the annotation of a GenBank genome assembly. NCBI's taxonomy places the organism in Eukaryota, Fungi, Ascomycota, Sordariomycetes, Hypocreales, Bionectriaceae.